This is a messenger RNA of Bactrocera dorsalis (oriental fruit fly), 1800 nucleotides long. RefSeq names its product WD repeat domain phosphoinositide-interacting protein 3. Gene Ontology annotation, cellular component: phagophore assembly site membrane; extrinsic component of membrane; cytosol. The record is from RefSeq and is a predicted model, not a curated record. Gene Ontology annotation, biological process: nucleophagy; protein lipidation; autophagy of mitochondrion. NCBI's taxonomy places the organism in Eukaryota, Metazoa, Arthropoda, Insecta, Diptera, Tephritidae. Gene Ontology annotation, molecular function: phosphatidylinositol-3-phosphate binding; phosphatidylinositol-3,5-bisphosphate binding; protein binding. The transcript is spliced from 4 exons. Bases 249 to 1277 code for a protein of 342 amino acids.
UAAAGAUUUCCGAUGAAGACAAAAGGAAAGACAUGAAAAACAAAUUUUUUUCUGUGAAAUGAAAAUAUUUCAUUAUCUUUCGGGCAGUGCUUAAAUAACUAUCUCUAUAAUUUGUUUAAAAAUACUAAAGUUUACAAAUAAAGCCAAAGUAAAGUGUAUAAAACAAACAAAAACAGUGUGUGGCUAAAUUAUUAUCAUCGGUGACGACAACACUCGUAAAGUAAAAAUAAGCACCAACAUCAAGCACGAUGAAUUUAGUGGAGAAACAUCCAUACGGAAAUGGCUUGUUAUAUGUUGGAUUUAAUCAAGAUCAAGUUUCAGGAUGUUUUGCGUGCGCAACGGACACUGGUUUCCGUGUUUACAAUUGCGAUCCAUUAAAGGAAAAAGAACGUCAAUAUUUUCCAGAGGGCGGACUAUGCCACGUUGAAAUGUUAUUCCGAUGCAAUUAUUUGGCGCUUGUUGGCGGAGGCAUCAGACCUUUGUAUCCCCCAAACAAAGUAAUCGUUUGGGAUGAUUUGAAAAAGGCACCAGCAAUAUCUAUAGAUUUUAAUCAGCCCGUCAAAGCAGUGCGUUUGCGACGCGAUCGCAUUGUUGUAGUAUUAGAAGGUGUGAUAAAAGUGUUUACUUUCACACAACAACCACAACAGUUGCACGUUUUUGAAACAAGUGCGAAUCCGCAUGGAUUGUGCGUGUUGUGUCCACAUAGCAACAAAAGUCUGCUAGCCUUUCCAGGGCGACGCACCGGCCACGUCCAGAUAGUCGAUUUGGCAAAUACAGAGCGCGCACCGCUGGAAGUUGUCGCGCACGAAGCGUCCAUUAGUUGCAUUGCCUUAAACUUGCAAGGCACUCGUUUGGCCACCGCAAGCGAAAAAGGCACUUUAAUACGUAUUUUCGAUACAGAAAAUGGCAAAAAACUUUGCGAACUGCGGCGCGGCAGUAAUCAGGCAAAUAUUUACUGCAUUAACUUUAAUCACCAAUCGACUAUGCUGGUGGUGUCCUCGGAUCAUGGCACUAUACAUGUCUUCAAUUUAGAUGACAACAAACCGAAAGAAGCUGCAUUCCCCAUGAUACCAAAAUAUUUCUCUAGCCAGUGGAGCUUCGUUAAGUUCUCCAUACCGCAAGGUCCAGCCUGUAUCUGCGCAUUCGGCGCUGAUCCUAACUCUGUUAUAGCUAUUUGCGCCGAUGGCCACUAUUAUAAAUUUAUAUUCAACAAUAAGGGCGAGUGCAGUCGCGAUGUUUGUACACAAUUUCUGGAGCUGACCGAUGAUGAAGAAUAAAUGUGUUAAAAGCUUAUAAUAGUUGCUAAACUGUUUUAUUGAACAGUUUCCCCGUCUAUUUAAAGCGUAUAGAAAAGUGUUAAAAAAUAUAUACAUACAUAUAUGUAUUAUUUGUAGGAAAGUUUAUAUAAUAUUUGCUAAUCUGCAACUAUUGAUGGUAUCUUUGACUGGUUGAAACAUACAUACAUAUUACAUGCGGUAUUGGCAAAGCAUUUCGUUAAGUGAAAUAAUAAUUACAUAAGAUUGUGUAGAAGGCUCGACUAAUCGUUCUACUGAGAAAAAUAUAUUUUUAUUUUGCUUAAAAAUAAAUUAUAUACAUACAUACAUACACACCUACGUACAUUCGCACGUAUCACUUGAAAUGCAAUUAUUGGUUUUUCAAUGUACUCAUUUUUGUUCUUCCUUAUAUUUUGUAAAUAAUAUUUUAAUUAUAAUGCUGUAAUACUGUAAAGCAUACAUACAUACAUAUGUAGUAUAAGCAAUUCCAUAUGCUGUAGCAAAAUAAAUAUCUCACGAUAUAGUA